GAUCUGUGUUUGUGUUUGUUCCCAGGAGCCCACUGAAUCCACUAAUUACAGGACUGAAAGAUAAACAUAAUGAGUAUUUCUUCAUUAGGAGGUGUUGGGAAAGGGAAGCCUGUAUCAUCUGGCGAAGAGGAACGCAACAAUAUCCUAAGACAGAUGAAAGUACGGACUACACUGAAGGGUGACCAGAGCUGGAUCACGAAGCAUGGCAACUCUGAGGACCAUACCAUAGACCCACUCUCAAGUCAAAACCGAGCCACAUCCUUCUCAUCUGUCAGAGACGAAUCAAAUGUCAGGUCUCCAAACACAAGGGCUCCAGCUGGAUACAUCAUCCGGGGAGUGUUCACCCGAACAAUAGAUAGCUCUUCCCACUCCCAGCAUCGCCCCUCUAAGACCAACGGAGCUCCAAGAAGUGCUUCUGGGCAGCUGGGAGCAGCUAAUUCUGGUCGCCCUCUUCAAUCGUCCUGCUAUAAGAUGACUACGGAAGAUUAUAAGAAGCUAGCACCAUACAACAUCAGGCGCAGCUCCAUAUCAGGGACUGAGGAAGAGGAGGUGCCAUUUACCUCAGAUGAGCAGAAACGGAGGUCCCAGGCUGCAAUUGGUGUUCUGAGGAAGACAGCCCCACGGGAGCACUCUUAUGUCCUCUCAGCAGCUAAGAAGACUAGUAGUCCUACCCAGGAGCUGCAGUCACCAUUCAUUGCAAAAAGGGUUUAUGUGAUAGAUGAGGAUGUGCUUCCUGAGAAAAAACAGGAACCACCUGCUCUCACAAGACUCGAUUCUGGCUUAAGCAGCUUGACAACUGAGAAGAUUGUCCAUCUGCAGAUCACAGCCCCCAGAGCAGGACUCCACCUGGUGGCCCCAGACCUGGAAGCCCUGAGCCCCUCAGCUGAUUGUAAGACGAAUGUGACCCCCAAGACCAUCGAUGCCUGGCAAGAGAUGCCUGCUGAUACAAGAUGUGGUCAAGGAGACCUACUUACAGCCUCUCAACAUUCUGCAGAUCCCAGCACCCUAUACCUGCAGAGAAGCCCUAGUGCUUGUGCCAGCAGCACUCCAGAUGCUUGUGAGGAGAAAAAUGCAGCCCCCAAGAUCAUCAAGGCCUUACAGGAGAUACCUGGCACCCUACAAGAUGGACAAGGUGACCCAACUAUGGCUUCUCAACAACUUGCGGAUCUCAGCAUCCCAGAGCCACAGAGUAGCACCAGUAGACUCGAGCAGCAAAUCAAAGAAGAGGACUGUACCAACAAGCAGAAGAGCCCUUCAAGCUGCAUGGUCACUGUUACCAUCUCUGACACUUCUGAACAAUCUCAAUUGUGUGUUCCUGGUGCCUCAAGUGAGGUAGACUCCAGCUCAACUAUCAAAGGGAUUCUCUUCGUGAAAGAGUACAUGAAUACAAGUGACGUGUCUUCUGGGAAGCCAGUAUUUUCACACUGUGACAGUGCCAGCAACAUUGAGGACUCAUUGGAUCUGACAAAGAAACCCCAACAUGAAGGCACUCCUGAGAGACCAACUGAAGGGGUCUGUACUUACUGUAGCCAUGAGAUUCAAGAUUGUCCGAAGAUUACCCUUGAACAUCUUGGCAUCUGCUGCCAUGAGUAUUGUUUUAAGUGCGGGAUUUGCAAUAAACCGAUGGGCGAUCUCCUAGAUCAGAUCUUCAUUCACCGUGACACCAUCCACUGUGGGAAAUGCUAUGAGAAGCUCUUCUAGGCUGCUGAGCAGAAGCUGAAGAUCCCCGGCUGACCCAAAUUGUUGACUCUUCCUCCCUUACAUCCUUCAUGGUUCCACUGUACUUCUGCCCACCUUGUACUGAAAUAGCAUACAUCUAAGAGUGGUUUGCAGUGAUGUUAUAAUUACUUUUGUGUAGCCUUUUAUACCUUAGGAAUAUCUCAGUACAGGCUUGAAAUCCUUUCUUCCAGGAUGAAUGAGUCCACUUUGACUUCCCUAAGACAUGUUUUCUAAUGAGUGCAGAUGACCUAGUAUGUUAGACAUGGGUACAAGUCUAGGUAUAAGUGUAUGCAGACAUUCUGAGGCUUCUGAGGGGCCAAGCCAAAAAACUGUUGACGAUCCCUGGUAGGGAAAUUACAGGCAUUGAAUACUAAGGGUUGGCAAUAGGCUAAUGUUUAGCUUGUCUAUUCACUUUGUGUGUGUGUGUGUGUGUGUGUGUGUGUAUUUUUAAAUUUCUCACAUUUUUUAAAAAUAGUUAAUUGUUUUUGAUUGAAUUAUGUAGCAGAUUUAAAUUACCUCCUCCCAUUCUCCUUUGAGUUUUUCCAGUCAGGUAUGGCAGCACACCUGACUUGUUGGAAAGUUUACCCCGGUUUAAAUUUGAUAAGAUACAAUAUUAGGAGGCUUCUAACCAAAGGGAUAUCUGUGUCUAUUUGAAUUUUGAUACUUGGUUAAAAUCUUUACCCUCAGUAUUCCUAGACUUUUAUUCUCUGAACAGCUUUUAAGGUAUGUAGAUCUCAAAAGGGUAAAGAAAACAGAUAAGGCUUCUUGAGACUUAACCACACACCCGGCAUUACCAGGAAGCACUGGCUUUAAUCUCAUUAAUAAUCUCUAAGAUAUUGUUAUCUUCAUUUUAGAAAUGAAGAAAGUAGCCGGGUGGUGGUGGCACAUGCCUUUAAUCCCAGCACUUGGGAGGCUGAGGCAGGCGGAUUUCUGAGUUCGAGGCCAGCCUGGUCUACAGAGUGAGCUCCAGGACAGCCAGGCUACACAGAGAAACCCUGUCUUGAAAAACCAAAAAAAAAAAAAAAAAUGAAGAAAGUAAUGUUCAGAGAAGUGGGGAAACCCCUGUAGAACCACUGUUCUCUCUCUGGAGCCCAUACUUUCUCCAGAAGCAAUAAUCAUAGUGGCAUUGACCUAGUGUUGAGUAUGUGCCAGGAACUGUUUGAAGGGCCCCUGUUCCUACUGUGAAAUAUUUCCCUGAAGUGUAGUGUUAGAAAUGGUUUUGAAAUGUGUAAAUUUCACUCCAUCUCUGGGCUUUUUGGGUCCCUUCUUGAAAUACUGCGGUAAUUUAAUUGCUCCCUUUCCCUCUCCUCCAGAGAUUUUCACCCAGGAACAAAUGUGGCUUAUGCAACUUCUCAAAGAAAAAUUUGCUAUCCAGUAAAAUGUGCAGUAGGCUCUCUGCCCUGAUCACACAGCCUUUUGUGACCUGUUUUCUAGUCCUGAAUCUGUCUCAAACUAACAUCAACUUCUAGGUCCCCAGGUACUCAAAACACUACCAGUUCAUGUCUGGCACAGCAGAGGUAGGUUCAUCCCUGCAGUUUGCUAAUAUGCUGCUGAGUCAACCUCACUCUGCUGCCUUUGGGCUCAGCAUUAAAUUAGAAGCUCCUUGAAAGAAAAAAUAGCCCUCAAGACUUGGGGAUGCAAAAUGGAGGCCUCUUUGUUGGAUUUACUUAUAAAACAGCUCUUCACUUUCUCCAGACUUUGAACCCCAAACACAUUUGAGUGGAUUUGUUCUUCCUAUCACGUAAACAGAGAAGAACACUCUAUUUAUUUGAUUAUUUAUCUGUUACCUGUACUCUGAAGGGGAGAAGUACAUUGUAUCACUAAUUAUGAACUAGUCUUUCUCAAGUUCAGCUCUAGGAUGGAACUUAGCAGAUGGUGGGCAAUAACAUAUGUGUGCCAAAUAAAUUAGUAAGAGAAAACUAAGUCACUCCCUUAGUUACCUGGGUAUUUCAGUGCAGGCCUCAUAGACAGAGUAAGAGGCUCUAAAUCUGAUGGAUUCCCCACCUUAAAGGUGUACUCUGCCAUUUAAGAAGUUUUAGAAAUAUGGAAUAUACUCAAAUACCACUUGUAAGGUUAGUAUUAAUUUGAAUCCAAAACAGCCUUUUUGUGUCUUAGACACAAAAUUCUGCAGUUAACAAAGGGGGAUGUUUUUGCAUUGAUUUACUUCUUUUUAAUUGCUUAGUGUUUUUAAUUAUACUUGCUUAACCCAUAUUAAUGUACACAAAUUAUAAUAAAUGUUAAGAUGUUACACACCA
This is a messenger RNA of Mastomys coucha (southern multimammate mouse), 3974 nucleotides long. It is a transcript of the gene Znf185, whose product is annotated as zinc finger protein 185 with LIM domain. The coding region runs from base 70 to 1701 and encodes 543 amino acids. The record is from RefSeq and is a predicted model, not a curated record. NCBI's taxonomy places the organism in Eukaryota, Metazoa, Chordata, Mammalia, Rodentia, Muridae. The transcript is spliced from 19 exons.